Molecule: messenger RNA, 1203 nt
Organism: Cuscuta campestris
Lineage: Eukaryota; Viridiplantae; Streptophyta; Magnoliopsida; Solanales; Convolvulaceae
Source: the annotation of a GenBank genome assembly
GGCAUCGGUGGGGGAAUAAUUAGGAAAGAACCAUAUUUGGGUUGUUCUCUUGGCCCAUGGGCCUCUUAAUUCUUUCUGCCGCUGUUCCAUAUUAGUGACAGAAUAUAAAAAUAAUCGGAAGAAUUAAAACGGAAAAGAUAUGCAAGAAUGGGUAACGCUCCCACUUGCGGCGGUUUCCGGCGGAGUUUUGCUUUCUCUUCUGAUCAUCAUAAUCUUCCUAAGUUCAUGCCGCCGCUGUCAUAAAAGCAGCGAUCGUCUUAUCCAGCAAAAGGAUCUGCGUCAUCAUCGCGUCACCCUUCAUCGUCUGGAUAAAAACGGCGACAAGAAGACAAACUACUUCGUUUCCCUGCGUGGGCCGCCGGAAAAUCCAAUCUUCCGAUGGGCUGACCACCCAUCCCUCGUAACCGAAGCCGUCGAAAAUGGGUGGUCGGGGUUCGGAUUCGUCGCCUGCUCUUCAUCGCCGACGAGCGUCCGGCGAUGUAUGUCUCUGUUCAGGCGCCGUCAGAAAAUUCACGGCGGCGAUCAGCCGGCGAUCCUCCGGCGAAGAUUCCGGGGACAUAUCCUGGCUCUGUUGGAUUCAAUUCUAAUGCCUCUGUUUUUCUUGCUGGGUAGUGCAGGGACAAGACUAGUGGGGGAAUGUGAUUCAAGAAGAUGGGGAAGAGCAGGAAAGGUGAUAGGGAUUGGACACAACACCGCCCAAAACAAAGUGUUCUUCACAGUGGACUCAAAUCUACUGUACGAAAUCCACUGCGAGUCGGAGGAAUUCGGGAGCCCGCUCCACCCCACCAUAUCCGCCGCCGCAGAUGAGGCCGACAUCACAGUGUCAGUGAACCUGGGCCAAACCCAUUUCAAAUACGCCCCGGCGAACCUUCGCCGGACUCCGAACCCGUGUUUCACCAUGACAGAGCAGUGCCCUUCUUCUUCUCCGGGCUUGGGAUGCGGAGAAGACAGCAGAGAGCUUUUCUCCAUGGGGAGAAUCGAUUCAGAGUGGCUGAUGAUCGGCGAAGGCGCAAAGAGUAGAAGCAUAAAACGAGGAGUUGACGACGACGAUCUGGGAUCGGACGGAGAUUUGUUUGAGAUCGCAUUGGAUGGCUCUGGAAAAUCGCCCAAUGUUUUGAGAAUAUAGUCUUAUGAACUUCUCCGUGGAUUAAAUGUUUUUUUAGAAUGUUUUGUUGGUACAAAAAAUAUAUUUAGCUCAAUGGG